AUGGCGAGGGUCCCUGAGACGUCACACUGCUCCACACUCUCCUCCUGUCCCUGCACUUUAACACACAACACACCACAGUGUGUAACAUCAACUCUGUGUGCAGGGGUCCUGUGUGCAGGGGUCCUGUGUGCAGGGGUCCUGGCAGAAAACAACUCAGCAGACUCUUUCAGUGUGAGGCUGGUGGGACCCAGUCGCUGUGAGGGGGAGGUGGAGUUUCAGAGACCAGGUCUGGACUGGACUACAGUGGAUCCAUGGUCUGUGACUCUUGGGUUUGGGGCCAGAUUGUGUUCAGCGCUCGACUGUGGCACUGUUCUGUCUGUGGAGAGAAAAACAGGUCCAGAGAGAAAAGUCCUGACUGUUUCUAACAACUGUGAAGAAACAUCUGUGAGUCGCUGCUUCAAAACUGAAACAUCUUCCUCAGACCAGAGUCUGGAGCUCAAGUGUUCAGAGUCGGUGCGGUUGGUCUCGGGGUCCGGUCUGUGUUCAGGAUCAGUGCAGAUCUGGGACGGGUCCUGGACCGGGGUCUGUGACGGGGACUUGGACCAGCGGGGGGCAGAGGUGCUGUGCAGGGAGCUGGACUGUGGGGCUCCUUCUCUCCUCCAGGGGGCGCUCUCUCCUCUGGGGCAGACGUUCCACUGUGAGGGCCAUGAGUCUGCUCUGAUGGACUGUCCCCGCUCCAACUCAAGCACCUGCUCCUCUGGAGCCACUGUCAACCUCACCUGCUCAGAGCCGCUCAGGUUGGUGGGAGGAGCCAGUCGUUGUGCUGGAACUGUGGAGAUGAGAGUCAGAGGAGAGUGGAGACGAGUGUUUGAGUCCUAUGGACCCUAUGAGAAGGAGGCUGCAGUUGGUGUGUGUAGAGACCUGGACUGUGGCUCUGCUGUUUAUGGAGAAUCGAGAGAUGAUUUUCCAGAGGGUCCUGUGUGGAGGGUCUCAUCUGACUGUGUGAAUAGGAAGUCUUCAGUGAGAGGAUGUGUCUCUGCUGUAUCUUCUUCCUCUGAGGGUCUGGACGUGGUGUGUUCAGACUCGGUGCGGUUGGUCUCGGGGUCCGGUCUGUGUUCAGGAUCAGUGCAGAUCUGGGACGGGUCCUGGACCGGGGUCUGUGACGGGGACUUGGACCAGCGGGGGGCAGAGGUGCUGUGCAGGGAGCUGGACUGUGGGGCUCCUUCUCUCCUCCAGGGGGCGCUCUCUCCUCUGGGGCAGACGUUCCACUGUGAGGGACAUGAGUCUGCUCUGAUGGACUGUCCCCGCUCCAACUCAAGGACCUGCUCCUCUGGAGCCACUGUCAACCUCACCUGCUCAGAGCCGCUCAGGUUGGUGGGAGGAGCCAGUCGUUGUGCUGGGACUGUGGAGGUGAGAGUCAGAGGAGAGUGGAGACGAGUGGAUGAGGCCUAUGGCGUCUGGGACCCACAGGACACAGCUGUUGUGUGUAGAGACCUGAACUGUGGCUCUGCUGUUUAUGGAGAAGAGAGAAGUGAUUUUCCAGAGGGUCCUGUGUGGACGGUCUCACCUGACUGUGUGUUCAAGUCUUCAGUGAGAGGAUGUGUCUCUGGUUCAGACUUCUCCUCUAAGGGUGUGGAGGUGAAGUGUUCAGUUGCUCCGGACGAGUGUCAGGUGUAA
Boleophthalmus pectinirostris (great blue-spotted mudskipper) is the source of this 1617-nucleotide messenger RNA. Its product is annotated as scavenger receptor cysteine-rich type 1 protein M130-like. Lineage: Eukaryota; Metazoa; Chordata; Actinopteri; Gobiiformes; Gobiidae. Bases 1 to 1617 code for a protein of 538 amino acids. The transcript has 8 exons. Gene Ontology annotation, cellular component: membrane. The record is from RefSeq and is a predicted model, not a curated record.